AAGACACUCGCGUCUAUUUAAUCGGCCCGCCGGCUCGUCAUCGCUUAUUCUUAACCUCAUGCGUUGAAAUGGUGAUCUUAUCUGAGGAACUACAACCAAACGGCUCGCUCUGCCUCCUCUCCGGCUGAUUAUUAGUCGCCAUUGCGCAGUCAAUGUUAUUAAGAGUGUUAGCGCUCGCGUUAGUGCGCGUCGCUGCAGAUCAUUUCUCUCUCAGGAGACCACUAGAGGUGGACUCUCCGUCAGUCUGUUUACACUGAGGACGCCUUAAAUCGAGCCUUUAUCUCCAUAACCGACCCACAGAAGGACACUGACACCAUGUUUGAAACCAGAGGAAUCCCCUUUAUAUUGCUUGACAUUGCGUGCCUAAUACUCGCUGGCCUCCCGCUUGCAGCGUUUAACCUGGGUAAAAUCAAACCGUAUCAGCGGGGCUUUUUCUGUAAUGAUGAGAGCAUCAGCUAUCCCUUCCACUCCAGCACAGUCACCUCCACUGUGCUCUACACAAUGGGCUUCACACUUCCAAUUUGUAGUAUGAUCAUAGGGGAGUGCCUUUCAGUCUAUCUAAACUGCGUCAAAUCAAAGUCUUUCUGCAACAGUUAUGUGGCCUGUAUCUAUAAGGCCAUUGGCACCUUCUUGUUUGGUGCCGCCAUGAGCCAAUCACUCACUGACAUUGCCAAGUAUUCCAUCGGCCGGCUGAGGCCACACUUCCUGGAUGUGUGCAGACCGGACUGGAUGCAGAUCAACUGCACAGGAGGGGCUUACAUUGAGGACUUCAUCUGCACUGGGGAUUCAACCAAGGUCAAUGAGGGAAGACUCUCUUUUUACUCGGGACACUCCUCAUUCUCCAUGUACUGUAUGCUGUUCUUGGCGCUUUAUCUUCAAGCAAGAAUGCAAGCCGAAUGGGCACGGCUCCUUCGCCCCACGCUCCAGUUCUUCCUGAUCGCCGCCUCCGUCUAUACGGGACUGUCCCGUGUCUCAGACUACAAACACCACUGGAGUGAUGUACUCGCAGGACUCAUACAAGGAGCCAUCGUGGCUUUACUAGUGGUUUUCUGUGUGUCGGAUUUCUUCAAAAAGAAAGUCGAACCACAGAAGGAGGCCGAGAUCCCACACACCACCUUACAAGAGACACCUACGAAUGGAAAUCAUUAUGAAAACCCAAACUAAGCUAUGAUGAGUCUCUGUGGAUGGGAAGGGGUUUCAGCGUGCACCCACUAUGAGGGCAGACCACUAGGGUGGAAACCUGUGAAUGUAACCUUGCUUUCUAUGUUCUCCAGACGGCCCUUUCUGGGGACUUCUCUAUGGACUCUGUCCCACGUUGCCUUGGCUGGACUGGACUGCUUCUGCUGCUACCACAGCUUCCUCUGUAUCUCCAAAAACUAAUAUGUGUACCUCUAUUAAGCCACAAGAGAAAAAACUUUUUUUAUCUGUAU
Messenger RNA from Sinocyclocheilus rhinocerous, 1430 nucleotides. RefSeq names its product phospholipid phosphatase 1a (gene plpp1a). Gene Ontology annotation, biological process: signal transduction; phospholipid dephosphorylation; phospholipid metabolic process. Gene Ontology annotation, cellular component: plasma membrane. The transcript is spliced from 6 exons. Bases 316 to 1164 code for a protein of 282 amino acids. The record is from RefSeq and is a predicted model, not a curated record. Lineage: Eukaryota; Metazoa; Chordata; Actinopteri; Cypriniformes; Cyprinidae. Gene Ontology annotation, molecular function: phosphatidate phosphatase activity.